AUGGGGACGAUUCAGCUUGCAGUGUUCAUGUUGGCAGCAAUAGGCUGUUUCUGGAUGGGAUCAGUGUCUGCAAUGGAUCACAUUGUUGGAGGAGGUGCUGGCUGGACUACUCCUCCAAACAAAACUUUUUUUCAGGACUGGGCUUUUCCAAGAACCUUUGGUGUUGGUGAUAGACUUGUUUUCCCAUACAGACCUGGCUCCGGCAACGUGGUAGUGGUCAACAAGGAAGACUUUGAUAAAUGCACUCAGAAAAAUGUGAUCUACAUGUACUACAAUGGGCCAACCAUCAUCAACUUCACAACCACAGGAGACAACUACUACUACAGCGGCGUUGGCAAGCACUGCGAGGCUGGCCAAAAGCUCCACGUCAAGGUUGUCAACCAGAAGGGCUCAUCUGGCAAACUUUUCCCAUUCAAGCUCGUUUCCAAAGAUACCAAGAUCGCCGCCGCGCCUGAUACCACUGCUGCCGCCCCUGCUAAGUCAUCAGCCUUGGAUGCAGCACCCGCACCUGCCAAGUCAUCAGCCACCGCCAUCCAAAGUGCUGGCAUGGCUUCUGGCUUGUUAACCAUCUUCUUCUCUCUCUUCAUCUAA
Molecule: messenger RNA, 591 nt
Organism: Prunus armeniaca (apricot)
Lineage: Eukaryota; Viridiplantae; Streptophyta; Magnoliopsida; Rosales; Rosaceae
Source: the annotation of a GenBank genome assembly